Molecule: messenger RNA, 994 nt
Organism: Hyla sarda
Lineage: Eukaryota; Metazoa; Chordata; Amphibia; Anura; Hylidae
Gene: RWDD3
Product: RWD domain containing 3
Exons: 3
Coding region: 187-858 (223 amino acids)
Biological process (GO): positive regulation of protein sumoylation; positive regulation of hypoxia-inducible factor-1alpha signaling pathway
Molecular function (GO): protein binding
Source: RefSeq, a predicted model, not a curated record
GUAGUAUUUAGCAGCUUAACUUUCUGGCGCCAGUUGAUUUAAAAAACAAAAAGUUUCCACCGGAGUACCCCUUUAACUGUAUAUCUUGCCGCCGCAGAGAGUAAUGACCAAUGGCGCCAUUUCUGUGAUUUCUCGGACAUUGUGCUGAUCAGGUUUCUAUGUGUUGUAGAGAACGGGAUAACGGUGAUGAUACAGACCAGCGCGCGGAGCCCAGCGGCAUCGGACAUUGGCCUGCGCCUGGUGUUUGACCUGCCGGCAACGUACCCGUCCUGCCCCCCCAACCUCUCGGUCAGCUCAGAGGAACUCACCAGGGCGCAGUGUGCGGAGCUGCGGGACAGGAUACUGGAGCGGGCGUGGGAUCGGCUCUCGGAACCCAUGAUACACGACCUGGUCUCCUGGGCGCAGCAGAAUUGUGACAGCAUCAUUGGGAACUACGUCCAAGAUGGAGGACGCCUCACGACGGACCAGGGGACAUGGACCACCCUGUUACAUUUAGAUCACAUGAGGGCCAAGAACAAAUACGCCAAAACCAUUGAAAAAUGGGCGACGGAUCUGAAACUGAGCGGGAAACUGAUGUUUAUGGGGAAGAUGAUCCUGAUCCUGCUGCAGGGGACCAGGAGUCAAAUCCGGGAAUAUUUGGUUCUCCAGAAAACCUGCAAAGUUGAUGUUGAUUCAAGUGGAAAGAAAUGUAAAGAGAGGAUGAUGAGAGUUUUGUGUGACAUGAAGUCCCCUCCGGGCCAUGACAGGUUUCCAUCAUUCGAGGUGGCAGAGUUUUCCUCCAUUGCUGAAUUAGAGAAGGAGUUUGUCGGGGCCGGGCUCUCCCAGGUUUUCACAGAACAUGUUCGGGGUCUAUUCUGACAGACAUUUCUUUAUAUAGCGCCAAAGUAUUCCGCAGUGCCGUAGAGGAUUGUCACAAUAUGGAUUCCAGGAUGAACCUGUUAGGAGUGGAAGGAAAAUGACAUAAAUAUAAAUUUUAUUGACUGAAGAUAAAAAA